Echinops telfairi (small Madagascar hedgehog) is the source of this 2860-nucleotide messenger RNA. It is a transcript of the gene MYCT1, whose product is annotated as MYC target 1. Lineage: Eukaryota; Metazoa; Chordata; Mammalia; Afrosoricida; Tenrecidae. Bases 104 to 664 code for a protein of 186 amino acids. The transcript has 2 exons. The record is from RefSeq and is a predicted model, not a curated record. Gene Ontology annotation, cellular component: nucleoplasm.
CUUGCUGAUCCACAAAGGCAUAGAGUCAAAGUGCUUCUUUUUGACCCACUGGGUUUUCUUUCUUCCUUUUUUGCUUCUCUUUCUUUUAUUUUUUGUGGAUACCAUGGCUAAUAAUACCACAAGUUUAGGGAGCCCAUGGCCAGAAAACUUUUGGGAGGACGUCCUGAUAUCCUUCACCGUGUCCAUGGCGAUCGGACUGGUGAUCGGAGGCUGUUUCUGGGCGCUGCUGGUUUGCUUGUCUCGGAGAAGAGCCAGCGCUCCCAUCUCGCAGUGGAGCCCCAGCAGGCGCUCGCGGUCCUACCACCAGGGACUGCACCGGAGCGGCUUUUACCGCCACAGCGGCUGCGAACGACGCAGCAACCUCAGCCUGGCCAGCCUCACGUUCCAGCGACAAGCGUCCGCGGAGCAAGCAAAUUCUUUCCCACGAAAAUCCAGUUUCAGGGCCUCUACUUUCCAUCCCUUUCUGCAAUGCCCGCCGCUUCCCGUGGAAACGGACAGUCACUUGAUGACACUCCCUGCUUCCAGCGCUUCGCCCACCAGCAACUCGUCCCCAAGCCUGGGCCGCCCGGAUGCCCACUGGUCCAGCAACAAUCUCCGCAUCGCCUUCUCCACCCCGCCCCCGCCGGCCUAUGAGUCUAUCAUAAAGGCUUUCCCAGAUUCUUGAGUAGGGGGAGCGGGGGUAUUUUUCUUUUCUCUGGUUCUUUUAUUUUCCUGUAUUUUAUUGGGAGGGAAUAAUAUUUUAUUAUUAAAUUGACUCCGCAGAAGGUUGAGCUCACGGCUCAAAGAACGAAGGGGUUUCUGAGCUGAACAUACGCUCCCCGGAGUUGGACAUUAUCCAUAGAAUACCAUCUCUUUGAAUACAUUUGGGUGUGUAUGUUGCAAAGGAAAGUAACGAAAUAAGUGUGUAUUUAUAUGUUUGAUACUCAAGAUAGUGGUUCAGAUCUAUAAAGAAGCCGUGGUGCCAUGUGUAUGUGUAUACUGAGCUAAAAUGCUAGCUAUAAGUGGUUCACAGACCUCGUUUAUUUCCCAACGUGGCUGGAAAGGAUGGAGGGGAUCACUGGGUCAUCUUUUAUACAAAUAUUCUGCCCCACAGAAUUGUAAUUUUACUUUCGGGAUGUUUAAUGACUUUUACGCAGCAGAACGUGACCGUGUCAGAAAUGAGGGUUUCUUGAUUUCCUCGGUGUGUGAGAAGUCAGGGGCUCAAACAUAGGAGGCGGAAGGCGGCUGGUGUCUCGCUAUCGCGUACUGUCCGGUUCUUCAGAACCCAUGUGGCAGAGGAGACCUGCCCCAUAUGGGUUUUCUCAACUGUGGUCUUCAUGGAAGAAGACUACAGGCCUUUCUCCCAUCAAUCUAUGUUUAGCAGGCACGUACUUCACUGCUGACCCCACCAGGGCUCUUGUUUGAGGUUAUCAAAAACACACAAACAAUCAAGAAUCCUCACUGCCAGGGAGCCGAGUCGCUUUGAUUUGGAAACGUACUUUCCCCCAGGCACCCGCUUUUGACCCUUUCCCCAAGAAGAGUUUCCCUACUUCCCGGAGGGAGAACUCCUCUGAUGUCCUAAGAUGAUCAUAGAAUGAGCCUUCACUUUUGUCGUUUUGCUACGUUGCUACAAAUACAGCACCAACCCACAUCGAUUUGACCUAAAAACACACUUUGACAUUUUUCUUAAGGGACAAGUUGGGGUUUUUUUAAGCAUUUUUAUUUUCCAUGCUUAUAUCUAGAAACAAGGAAAACCAGUUACUCUCGGAAUCAUCUUUUGGUUCUUCGGAGAUGGAAGAAGUAAGGGUCAGCUGGGUGACAGUGCUUGCUGUUGAAACGGAGGCUACCUUCCGGAGGCAUUCUCCUUCCUGGGUCAAUACAGCCUGCAGGUGUCAUCCCUCAUCUGCUCCUCGAUGAAUUCGGUGAAUCCCAAAUCUCUGAAGACCCUGUGCACACUAAUAAAAGCAUGCUGAUGGUUGGUGCAGAUACUUCUUUAAAAAGUCCACUUCCACAAGUAGCCACCCUCCUAAAUGGGGGUGCCAGAGGGUUUCAGUGGCCAGAUGCCUGAUGCCCCCUUUUUGUUUUAGAACAUGAGGUCACAGAGGGUAUUGUUAACAAGGCCUAUGGUUUUCUUCUGCUGUAGUGAGCCUUUUGUUACAUUGCCUUUUGCUUGUUUCUCUGAAUAUUGGGACUUUCAGUGACAAAACUGACUCUUGUUUUCUGCAAUGUGGUGGUCAUAAUUUUGUUUGGCUCAAGGAUGUAACAAUUCUUAUGCAAUAAAAGAUUCUGCGUGGCAUUCUCUUUAUUAGUCUAAUUUAGCUGGCACUAUCCGUGGUUCCUCAGAUGAGGAACAAAGACAUCUCUAAGUGAGUGCUCUGAUGCGAUGUGACGGGAAGAAGGAGGGAAAGCGAGGAAGAGAGGAAGAAGGAAGAAAGGGAAAGAGAAGGAAUGGGAGGGUGUCUCCCUAAAUGAUCAAAUUAAUUGUUAGUUGGUUUUUAACAAGGAAAUUUAAAGUUUUCAUAGGCCAAGUAUGAUUUUAACAGCCUGUUAAUUUAGUAACGACCAUUUCUCUCUCUCUCUUUUUACUUUAAUGUGAGAAUUAAGCAAAGUGUAUGAUUUUUGUCUAGAAUUUAUACUGGCAGUAAAAACUGCUUUAUGUCUCUCAAAUUAAGGAAACAAGAGCCGAGGUUUCCCAGCUGUGUGUAACCAUCUGGCUGAAUUGCUGCCUCCCUCUGUCCUGAGCGACCCAAUAGUCACAAUGAGUGUCUUCAUAGAUACUGUUUAGUGGAAGAAAUGUGAAAUCAGAGCAAAAACUGGAGAGGUUUAUUUUGGUUGUGAUUCCUUUGUUUUUUGAUGAUAAAUAAAACGCAGCUGAUGGCAA